Penicillium verhagenii is the source of this 3573-nucleotide messenger RNA. RefSeq names its product telomerase reverse transcriptase. Gene Ontology annotation, molecular function: telomerase RNA binding; telomeric repeat DNA binding. The transcript has 6 exons. Gene Ontology annotation, biological process: telomere maintenance via telomerase. Lineage: Eukaryota; Fungi; Ascomycota; Eurotiomycetes; Eurotiales; Aspergillaceae. The record is from RefSeq and is a predicted model, not a curated record. The coding region runs from base 1 to 3573 and encodes 1190 amino acids. Gene Ontology annotation, cellular component: telomerase catalytic core complex.
AUGGGUAAAAAGAGGAAAAGGCCCAGCAAGAACUGCGGUCCCACGUCGUCUCAGACGAGUAUCACUGCAGCGACCGGCCGUUUCAAGUCCCCCAAAGACUCCGCUGCGCGAAAUAACCUCACCACACACCCAGUCAUUUCGCUGUACUACCACCAGGUUUUGACCCUACGCCAGUACAUCUUGAGUCAGCUACCUCUUUCCUCAAAAUCGCGACGAAAGCGCAUCAAAUCCCUGCGAUCCUCACCCGACCGCAGUCAUGUCCAACCAUUGGUAGACCUGCUGGACUCCACCCUGGUAGGCAUCCUGAAGCUGCCAUCUCCGAAUGUUGACUCCGAGUGGAAGCGCGCCUUUCGAGAGUUUACCCAGUCUCAGUCGCGGUCGGUCCUGGUCAGCACGGAUACGGGGCCGACAUCCCCACAAUCUGAAGUAGUCGAUUUUGUGAUCAGCCAACUCUUCAAACAGUCCUCUAAACCGCAGCAUUUACUCACUCAUGGGUUUCAACGCUCGUUCCAAGGAAAUGAUGAUCUCCAGACCAAAAUCCCGGGGAUCGUGGUUCAAUUCCACAAUGAAAAUGUUGCCAUCCUUCAGCAAUCACCAUGGACAGAGGUCCUGGAUCUGUUAGGUGGGAAUGGCGACGAAAUUAUGCUGCGAUUGUUGUUUGAUUGCGGCAUUUUUGCUCCCAUUGAUGCUUCAAGGGCCAUCUACUCCCAAUUAAGCGGAACACCGCUUGCAUUUCUGGAUCAGAUCCAUGAAUCUGGCGAGAGAGCUGGUGAAAAACCCGCCAAGCCAAUCCCGGAGAAAAAGCCGCCACAGAAGACCAAACGCCUUGAUCGUAAGGGUGAAAUUUGUAAUCCCAACAGCAUCGUCUUCCUUCGGCGCAGUAUGCUGUAUAGCCGACAUGCAUCUUGGUCAAACGGGAAACUGGUGGCCGGAUUGGGCAGAGCUCAUGUCCUCAACCGCUUCAAAAACCUGGACUCGGCUGCUCAGACAAUACACGUGAUGAUGUACAUCUUUGCACGGCAGUUUGGGUUGCGAAGUGUUUUUGUGCCGACGGAGGACCGUAAUGAACAGUUCCUAAGCCACGGUCAUGCCUUUCGCGAGGAUGAGAUAUUUGCUCGCGAUGACGGUGCAAAGCUUCCCAAGCGGCUUCGUGGCCAAGCUGUCGAGCUUACACAGCAGCUUCGAACCCGCCAGGCUCGCUGCUCAUAUGAACAGUUGUUAAAGCAUUACUGUCCCACCGAGCCCAACGGACCCUGGAAAUUACAAUCCUCAUCAACACCCAUGGAUAAUGGAGAACCAGGAACUGAACCUGGGUCAUCCAUAGAAGAGAAUUUGAUCACACAGUUAAAACUGAAGUCCCCUGAAGUCACUAAGAAUGGAGUUCUAGGGCCAAUUUCUAACCCUACAGAGCAUAUCAAGGUCCCUGGAGUCGAUGACUUGACCCGUGAAAGCCGAGUUCCGAAACCCAAGCUGACACUCACGGAUUAUGCUACACCGGCCUCCUCAGUCUCUGCUUUCUGCCGAGCCGUGCUGCUGAGGCUGAUUCCCCUCAAGUUCUUUGGUGAUGGCUCAGACGGUUUGUUUAAUCGAAGGGCCAUUAUGAAACAUAUUGAUUCUUUUAUCAAAAUGCGCCGAUUUGAAAGCCCUAGUCUGCAUGAAGUGUGUACAGGCUUGAAGAUUGCCAAUAUUUCCUGGUUGGCCUCUCCCAAACUUCACAAGCCGCAAGGUGGCGAAAAUACGAAAAUGUCUCUCUCCGACUUCCAGAAGCGCACGGAGAUGUUUCAAGAGUUCAUUUACUACAUAUUUGACUCUAUUCUGCUCCCUCUCGUUCGGGCUAACUUCUAUGUCACCGAAUCUCAAAUUCACCGCAAUCGUCUAUUCUACUUCCGUCACGAUGUAUGGCAACGUUUGACAAAGCAGCCGUUGGCGAAUUUAAAAACAGCCAUGUUUGAAGAGAUUGAGACAUCUCGAGCCCAACGAUUACUAAAUCAACGAUCUCUUGGAGUUGGUUCGUUACGACUACUGCCAAAAUCCUCAGGGAUCCGCCCCAUUCUCAACUUGAGGAAACGAGUCCUCAAGGAGCAAACCUGGGGCGGGAAAAAGCGAUCUUAUCUUGCAGCCAGCAUAAACUCUAGUCUCGCUCCAAUUUCCAGCAUGUUGUCCUAUGAACGCAAGCAGCAGCCCACGAGACUGGGUUCCUCUUUACAAUACGUUGGGGAUAUCCAUCUCCGGUUAAGAGAUUUCAAGAAACAGUUGAUUCAACAAUCGGGUGCAACACAAGCAAAUCAGCUCCCCAAACUCUUUUUUGUAAAGCUUGAUAUCCAGGGUUGCUUCGAUACCAUCCCUCAGAAGCAGCUUCUGGGUUUAAUCGAAGAGCUGGUAUCUGAAGAAUCCUAUCUUAUUACCAAGCAUGUGGAGAUGACCCCAUCUGCCUUUGACAUGCGAGGAAAACCCUCGCGGAGGUUUAUUGGACGUGCUGCGCCAGCCUUGAAACAGCAGCCUUUGCAAAAAAUGGUGGCUGAUCAAGCGCAGGGCGGGAAGGCCAAGACUGUUUACAUCGACACCAUUAACCAAAAGCUCCACGAUACCGGUGAUUUGUUAAGCCUUCUUGACCAACACGUGCGCAACAACCUUGUCAAGAUGGGCAGGAAAUAUUUCCGUCAGCGCAGUGGUAUCCCACAAGGCUCCGUCUUGUCUAAUCUGCUAUGCAACUUUUUCUACGGGGAGCUGGAACAGCAAGUGUUAGGCUUCUUGCGGCCUACGGACUCAUUACUUCUACGCCUCGUCGAUGACUUCUUAUUGGUCACAACGGACGUGGACCAAGCGAUGCGGUUUUUGAAUGCCAUGGUUCCUGGUCAACCAUCAUAUGGCGUGGUAGUCAACCCAGCCAAAAGUAUGGUCAACUUCACCGCCGAUGUAAAGGGUAUUCAUAUUCCUCGAGUAGAGGGAUCAUCACCCUUUCCGUAUUGUGGAAUUUUGAUCAACACUCAUACGCUAGAGAUGAUCCGGGACCAAGAUCGUCUUUUGGAGGGCGGCGCCUCUGCCGCUGCGUCUCUCUCUGACACAUUAACAGUGGAGACCAGUCGCAACCCGGGCCGUGUUUUUCGUCGCAAAGUGCUUGGGCCAUUCCGACUCCAGAUUCACCCAAUGUAUCUUGAUGAUGGCCACAACUCCCGAAGAGUUGUACUCACCAACCUCUACACCAGCUUUAUCACUGCCGCGAUGAAGAUGUAUCGAUAUAUGAAAUCCCUCCGAGGCCGCACCCACCCAGAGCCACCUAUCAUCAUCCAGACAAUUCACGAUCUCAUCCAUCAAACUUUCAAGACGAUUCAAACGCGACGCGCCUCCAAAUCCGCACCUAUGUCAUGUUUUGUUCAGUUGUGGCACCUGAAGUACCUGGCCGCAUCUGCAUUCCGGUUUGUCUUGAAGCGCAAACAAACGCGGUAUGUGGCUGUGCUUUUGUGGCUUGCCCGAUUGGGGAAAGAGUCGCGGCCAUCAUCGGAUGGAGAAGCCCUUUGUCUUCAGCAGGUCCUGAAGAAAGGAACAACGUUAUUUGAGCAAUGGCGUUUUUAA